AUGCGACACUCAACAUCUGACCUCCUCUUCCUAUCCCUCGGCCUUCUACUGGGCUCAAGCGAAGCAGCAUCAAUAUCACGCAAAGAAAUCUGCACCAAAGCCAAGGUUGCAAUUCUGGGUGCUGGUGUAGCUGGUAUCACUGCUGCCCAAACCUUACACAAUGCAUCCAUCCACGACUUUGUCAUCCUGGAGCACAAUGACUACGUAGGGGGACGCAUGAAACAUACCACUUUUGGACAGUCCUCCGAUGGUACGCCUUCCACUGUCAAGCUCGGUGCGAACUGGAUCGAAGGCCUUCAGAAUCCUUCGGGUGAGGUUAAUCCCAUCUGGCGGCUAGCUCAAAAGCAAAAAGUGAAGAAUACGUAUUCUAACGAUAGUGCGAUCAUCACCUACGAUGAGACUGGGGCCUCGGAUUAUACUGAUCUAAUAGACCUAUUUGACGAGAAGUUUGAGAUCGCCUCGCAGGAGGCUGGCUAUAUCUUUACCGAGAAUCUGCAGGAUACAUCAACUCGUACUGGUCUCAGCCUGGCUGGCUGGAAGCCAAAGAGGGAUAUGAAGAUGGCUGCUGCUGACUGGUGGGGCUGGGACUUUGAGACGGCGUACACUCCAGAAGAAAGUGGCUUUGUGUACGGUGUCGCUGGAAACAACGCUACCUUCAAGCAUUUCAGUGACGAGACCAACCUUGUCACCGAUCAGCGAGGCUACAAUACUUGGCUCAUUGGAGAAGCGAACGAGUUCCUCAAGAAGAAUGACCCAAGGCUUCGUCUAAAGACUACAGUCAAAAGAAUUGAGUAUGCAACCAAGGGCGUCAAGAUCGAUACGAGUCAAGGGUGCGUUGAAGCAGAUUACGCCAUCUGCACUUUCUCCGUCGGUGUCCUCCAGAAUGACGCCGUUGACUUCAAGCCUGCGCUUCCCCGCUGGAAGAGAGAAGCCAUUCAGCAAAUGGAGAUGGAGCAACGCGGCUACUACCCGUUGUUUCAGUCUCUAAGCACACCGGGGUUCAUUCCAGGAUCGAAUAUCCUGUUUGGAACCGUUGUGCAACAGCAAGCUUAUGAAGUUGAGCAACAGUCGGAUGAAAAGACCAAGAAGGAAAUCAUGGAGGUGCUACGGUCCAUGUUCCCCGAUAAGCACGUUCCCGAUCCCACUGCAUUUAUGUAUCCCCGCUGGAGUAUGGAAGAGUGGUCGUACGGGUCUUACAGUAACUGGCCGGUUGGUAUGACGCUGGAGAAACACCAAAACCUCCGUGCGAACGUGGGUCGAUUGUGGUUUGCCGGCGAGGCUAAUUUAGCUGAGUUCUUCGGGUACUUGCAGGGCGCUUACUUUGAAGGGCAGGAGAUCGGUGAGCGAAUUGGGAGGAUAUUGAAGGACGAGGAGUCAGAGCAGUCACAGCAGAUGAAGAGGUACAAGACGUUACGUGGAACAACUGAAGUCGAAGGCCACGACGCUGCCAACGGAUGGUCCACUCCUCUAGAUGAUUAG
Fusarium subglutinans is the source of this 1479-nucleotide messenger RNA. RefSeq names its product n1-acetylpolyamine oxidase. NCBI's taxonomy places the organism in Eukaryota, Fungi, Ascomycota, Sordariomycetes, Hypocreales, Nectriaceae. The record is from RefSeq and is a predicted model, not a curated record. The transcript has 3 exons. The coding region runs from base 1 to 1479 and encodes 492 amino acids. Gene Ontology annotation, molecular function: oxidoreductase activity.